Mucor velutinosus is the source of this 5622-nucleotide messenger RNA. RefSeq lists its product as uncharacterized. NCBI's taxonomy places the organism in Eukaryota, Fungi, Mucoromycota, Mucoromycetes, Mucorales, Mucoraceae. The coding region runs from base 1 to 5622 and encodes 1873 amino acids. The transcript has 4 exons. Gene Ontology annotation, cellular component: GATOR1 complex. The record is from RefSeq and is a predicted model, not a curated record. Gene Ontology annotation, biological process: positive regulation of autophagy; intracellular signal transduction; negative regulation of TORC1 signaling. Gene Ontology annotation, molecular function: GTPase activator activity.
AUGCCUACAGCAACUCAUAGUGCGAUACCCCGGGGCUUUUUACUGUCCCAAAAGCCUGUGGUGCUCUGGAUCCAUGAUCCUGGAGCCAUGUACAAUCAUGAUGCUGUCGUCAAUCCCGAGAUAUUCAGCAACUUUCGCGAUGGCCAACUGCUGAGGAUCCACUGUCCUCGCAGCAAUAGCAUACAGCCACAGCAACAGCAAUCUCAGAAUACAGGCAGUGACCAGCAAGACCAAAAGAAACAGCAUGAUCACCAUCAAGGGCAACAGACACAGGCGCAGACACAGCAACAGACACAAGCACAGCAAACUGAGCAAUCCAUGUUGAAUCAAGCAGAAGACCAUCAUCAGGAGCAGUUGGAUUCUGUCAUUGUCAAAGGACAUGCUGUUGAUAAAGAGAGCCUAGCAAAACAACAACAGCUUCAGCUGUCUAUAUCCAAGGAUAUUGCCGAUAGAUUCAAUUUGAGAUCAAGACAGGAGGUCUUUGUGGAGUUGAUUGAUCCCUUGCAAGUAGCUCUGGAUCAUGUCGAAUUAGCAUUCAAGGAGCAAUACCUCGGUCGAAGCGACAUGUGGAGACUCCAGCAAAACCUCAAAGGCACCUGCGUCUACCACGAAAAGAAGAUAUUGUUUGCAGGAUCCAUCAAAGCAACAGUGAAAAGGCUCUUUGCACACGACGAACAAAUGACAUCUGGAUACAUUACAGAGACCACACGCAUGAUAUUUCGAUCUGCCUCUGCAAAGUACUUUUUGUUUAUCCAAAUGUCUAGAGAGAUGUGGGAAUUCGACGAAGAUGGCGAACUCUACUUUGAAAAGGCUGUCAGUAACUUUCUACCGCACUUGUUUACUCGCUGGAAAGAUGAAGGCACUAACCAUGUGGUGUCCAUUGUGCUGUUUACGCGAGUGUUUUACGAGACAAAGAUUGAUGAUCCGUUGAUCAACCAAGCGGCAGAUGGAAGGUAUUACAAGGAUUUCUACAAGGUGUUGGCAGACUGGGAGACAACAGACGACUGGAUGUCGGUGAUAGGACCGUUGAAGAAGGAGCAACUCAACUUUCAGCCGAAUGUGCUGCUCAGAACAGAAGAGGGACGCAAAGUGGUGAGCGGACAGAUCUCGAUGGCUUACGAGGGAAAUGUGCUGGAGGCUGUAAAUUUGGCAUUGAACCCUUUUGACAAGCAUUUUGUGGACAGAGAUUUGAUGAGAACAGGUCUCUCCAUCAUACUCAUUACACCGGGUGUAGGCAAAUUCUGGGUGAACAAGAAACUGCUGCGAUUGACCAACGAACGCAUGACAGACAACGGCAUUGCUAUGGAUCUUGUGUGUUUAUCGCCGCUGCCACUGCACAUCACACCUCUGAUGUGUUAUAUGGAUGCACCUCUGACUGGAGAAGCUGACACUGUGAGCCCUGUCACAGACACAUUAGUGCCUCGUGGUGGACUAGGCAAGCCGCCAUUGAUGACAGGCAACUCCCCCGAAAAACCUGCCCUCCAUGCCAAUACAAACCAAAAGAUUGGCUUUGUGGAUCCACUGUACAGAGACUCAGACGACGCUGCAACGCAAGCGUAUUAUGCUGUCCCGCACUGGGUAGACUGUAGCUUUUACCAUCAUGAAACAGGCAGAUUUUUGAAACAGGACAAGUUCAAAACAAGGUGCAAGAUGUACGAACUUCAGAUGAUGGGCAUCAUGGAGCAUGAUAUUCGUGGUAUUUCUGUGCCUUAUUUGACAGAUGGAGCGGCAUUGGCCAGUAAAGAAUCGAGUCAAAACCACCACACCAUUCGACAGCAGAGAAGCAGUAGCAGUUUGAACGACAAAUUGCGCACUGGCGAAGAAACCAAGUCUUAUACCAGCAAUGGAGAAACGUAUCUCUCUAGGUCUGCCAACAUCACAGGCAGUGCUAGACGCCCCUCUUUUUUUGCUACCACCGAAAUGACGCCUGCCACUGGUGCCGCUGCUCAACCAUACAAACACAAUGGCAUAGCAGAGAAACCGAGCAAUUUGUAUGAAACGUACGACAGCGAUCUGUUCAAAACAUCUUCUGAGCCAAGAUUUAGCAAACGGGUGACAACGGCAGGCCCACCACCUAGCUCUGCUAAAUCAGUGAAGCCCAUUCAUUCUUCCAAAAACUCAUUUGAUGGCCCUGAGAGAUCCGACAGCAAUGAAUUAUGGCAGAAUGCAAAUGCCAGGCACAAAUCAACGACAACAUGGCAUCAUACGGGAGAUCAACGCCGCAUCCCCUCUGUGCUCUCUCAAUCACAGCAGUUUGGCGGUAAGGGUCCUUUUGAUAGCCACCAUUUACCUCCUCGAAAAGACGACAGAAACAUCCUGGAUCCCUUCAAAGCAUCCCCUACAUUUACAAGAGACGAUGCCACUGCAUCGAGAUUUAGAUCCAUUCGCAGAGGCACUAUGAACAGCACAGAUGGAAAGUAUAGCUCCAUGGCUGCAGCUAUGGCUGGCUCCAAUCAGCAUCACAACACGCACGCACAUCAGCAUCAGCAACAACAACAAGCGUCGCAGUUACAGCAGCAGUCGACACAGCCAUCCCAGCAACAGCAGCCUUCUCAGCAUUUACAGAUAAACAAUCAAGCAGGCAACGAGGACGAUGAAUUUGCAGUAGUGAGCUCAAGCACAGUGGACCCAGUACCCAUCAAGGGAGGUAUCAGCGGACGUUCAGACGCCAGUCGAAAGCCUUUGAACCAUUCACCGCGUCAAGGCAUGGUCUCUGGCAGUCUUCCAUCCAUCCACAAGCAAUCUGGCAACAGUGAUUUGAUGCGCACCAGCUUUGGUGGUGCCAAUGCAGCGAAUCGAUCCUCGCCUUCUCACAACUUGAGCCGACACAACCCAUUCAAACACAUGAUGAUUAACCCUUGCAAUCCCUCUGAUAAUCAAAACUUGUUUACGUCUCAUUUGCGUCGCUGGCAGCACGCACUACCCAAGGCAGAAGAGUACGACGGUCCCGUGGUGCAUUGGAAAUCAUUGGCGACACCUGCUUGCUUACCAUUGACCACAGACUAUUUCCCCUCCAACGAAGAAUUAGCGCGUCGCUAUAAUCACUACAUGUACACUGUCUCUGCUAGUGAAGACACCAACUUGUAUCAAGCAGGCGACAGAAACUUGUCUGAACACAAAAAGACAGAGAAUCUGCUGAUUGAAAUGCUGAGUCAACGACUAGCACAAGGCUUCCAGAUCAUUGUGGAUAAUACAAACAGCUCUACCUAUGCUAAAAUGGCUGCUGUCAAGGGCGACAGUCUGAUUUCUGUCUUGGGUGGGUUUGGCAAUGUACACAACAAGGAUGGCAUGAGUAAUUCUGGCAUUGCAAAUGCUGCCACUGCUGCUGCCAAUGCCGGAAAAGAGAUUGAAAACAACACCACGGCCACACGGAGCGGCAGUCCAUCCAGCGGCAACAAUGCAACCACUACUUUGGCGACAACCAUGACGAUUGGCGGCAAUACGAAACUGACGCCUGUGGGUGCCAACCAUAUCCCCACUGUGGGUGGAAAAGGACCUCAGGACGACAGCGAGAAUCACAAGUGGAAACACAUGGUAUGGUGGCUGUCCAUGGGCCAUCAAGUACAUCAACUCACCUUUGAUUCGUCUGGCCAAAAUGUGGAAGUGCGUCGCUAUGUGCGCAUGAUUAAUUUUGAUGUAGGGAAGAGCAACUACAAAUGUGCUGUGUGGCCAAAAAACAUGCCCACCUACCGCCCAAAGAACGUGGUAUUCAGCUAUCCCAGUUUGCUGUAUGCAUGGAACUACUUGGACCAUCUUGUGGCUGGCUAUCAAGAGGAGCUGACAGACAACUUGCGCUUCUGGAGAGCUCGCUUUAUCGUGAUACCGCGUGAAUCUCUGCCAACCAACAUCACACUGACAGGAGCACUGCACGAUCAUCUAAACGAAGAAGAAAAACGAUUGGCCUUGUUUGAAGCCUGGAUACAAAACAUCCGGAAGGCCAAAUGGCUGACUCCUGAAGAACGAGAAGAGCUACUAAAGCGUCGCAAAAAGGAGAUUGGCUUCUCUGAUCUAGGCGUCAAAUUGACUACCAUGGAUCCCUCGGCUUACGUGGCGAGUGAUGCAAUGCGAGUUACAUUGCCCGCGUCUCUGCAUGAAUCCAAGUCGACUCAUGGCAACAUCUUGUCUUCCAUCAUCAUUGGGCAAGGCUUGACCAGAGAUUCACGGUCCAAAGACAUUGCUAUUGCUCUGCAGGAUCCAAAAGGCGGUGUCAAGAUCAUGGACCGUCGCUGGCAUUUUAGAAUGUUUAGUGAUGUGUUUACGGGCACAGAGUUUGUGGACUGGAUUAUAGGACAGAUUGAGGAGAUCACGACACGAGAGCAGGCCGUGCAGUUUGGUAACUCGUUGAUGCAAAGAAAACCGCCCUUGUUCCACUCGGCUACCAAGCGACAUAGCUUCCUGGAUGGCAACUACUUUUACCAUGUCAAUGAGGAAUUUGCGGUCAGAAAAUCUUCCAAGCAACAACAACAAAGCCCUCGGAAGGAUUCCGCUACCAACUCAACAGUGACAACACCCAUCAAGGAGAAGGAGAUGGACAGUAGCAGCAACGGACUCCGCCAAGUGCCCAGCACGCACUCCAGCAUGUCUCCCAAGCGCAUUGAUUUUGAAAUGUCCAAAUCCAUGAUCAUUGAUGUAGACCCUUAUAAAAAGAGCGACCGAAGAGAGACUGCCAUCUUACACUACGAUACAAUACACAAUCCCAAUAACUGCUACCACUUUCAACUGAAUUGGCUGGGAUGUACAGCGCAAUUAGUGCAAGAGCUGCUUCAGAACUGGAGCAGACAGGCAGAGCGAUGCGGUCUUAAACUGGUAGAGGGCUCAGUCGACCAGGCGUACGAGGACUCUGAGAACGACAAUCCAUUUCAAUGCCCUGUCCCGAUCCCCAUGGCAUGUCCGCCACCGCCUGUAGAUGAACUUGUCGCCGCUUCCAAGAUCAAUGUACCUGCACAGUUUUAUGAAAUUGCGCUUGUACGCCAUUUAAUGUUUGUUCUAGACGUAGAAGCUGACUUUAACUUUGAACGUGCAAAGGCAGAAGGCGUGGAUUUGGAAUAUUCCUAUAUCAAGGAAGUGUACAAAUACGAUCAAUAUAUCCAUCGAUCAGGCGUCGCUUUUGUACAAAUCCGACCUGAUUGCCAAGGCUUCUAUUGGGUCAACAAUCGAUUGUACACAAACCAUACACCUGCUCUCAUCGCCAACCGGCGUCAACCAACAUCGCAGCUGUGUCACCCCGAUGCCCUGAGACUCAAGUUCAUUGAGCACUGUAGCGAUGCGCAAUGGCUGGCUGAAUUCUGGGAGACCACGAAGACCAAUUUUAUGGAAGGCAUUGAUCCUGAUAGCUCGGACGCUUGUUGGGUCUAUGAAAAUUCAGGUGCCAUCGUCCAAGUGGAUACCAACAGAACAGGGGCUACUGAAGAGGGAAAUAAUACAAAUGACGCUUCUACUGUAACAUCACCAACAACACCUUCCAUUGGAAACUCGUCUAGUGUAAUUGAUAUUCCUGGUGCUAAUGCACAUCAUGGUAGCACUCACAACAUUACUGUCACGGUCUCCGCUUCCUCACCACCAAACACCACUGAUGCAAAUACCAAUGCUAAUACGCUGCAUAGUCCGUCGUUGAAGGAUUGA